UCUUUCGUCUUCUCUCUCUCUCUAUUGAUUUUCUUUUAAAAAUAUGUUCGUAAUUAAUAGUAGUAGUAAGUAAUACACAUGUAGAAAGGAAAGAAAAAAUGGCAACUUUGGUUCGUCAUAGCCGUUUGUGAAGUCUCUCCUACCCAAAGAAAUAAAUAUUCUUCUCUUUCACACCUUUCAAUCUCAAUCUCAAACUACACACAUGAAAGAAUAAUCUUAGGGUUAACAAACAUCAAGUCCAACAAGGUCUGUUCUUUUCUUCUUCUUUUUGGUAAUUUUCUCUUUGUUUUCUCCUACUCUUAGGAUCUGUUUUAUGCUUUCAUCCUUGUCUGCUUGCUCUUUUCUUUCCCCUUUCUUCUUUCUUUUUCAUCGGCCAGUCUCUGAUCUUAUUGACCUUCUCUGUUUUGGAAGUAAGCAAAAGAAUUGGCCUUUUUAAGCUAAAUUUUCGUUUAAACUAUGUUGAAGAAAUCCCUGUUGGGUUGACCUAUCCUCCUACAUGAUGUUUCUUUUUAUUGCUUAAAGAUCUAAUGUUUUACCAUUUUUUCUGUUUUUAGUGUAUGUUUUAGUUUAGGUAAUUUGUUUUUCUUUUUUGGGGUAACAUGGAGGAGGUUGAGGCGUCUAACAAAGCAGCAAUAGAGAGCUCCCAUAGAGUUUUGAGUAUUUUGUCUCAGCCCCAAGACCAGGUUAAUUACAGGAAUUUAAUGGCUGAAACUGGGGAAGCUGUUUUUAGGUUCAAAAGAGUAGUUUCCCUUUUGAACUAUGGUCUGGGACAUGCAAGAGUGAGGAAGCUAAGGAAAUCACAAACCCCUUUUCCUCACACCACCCUCUUGGAUACUCCACACUCUAAUGUUCAACAAUUGAGUUCACAUGCUAAGAAAUCUCUUUGUUUAGGGUACCCAUCUUUGGAACCGAGUUCGAAUGGGAAGAACCCUCUUCAACUCACUCAACAGGCGCCAUCGGGGCACUGUGAUUUCCUCCAAACACAACAGCAGAUGAAACAACAAGCUGAAAUGAUGAUGUCUAGGAAGAGCAGUAGUAGUGGGAUUAACUUGAACUUUGAUGGCUCUAGCUACACACCUACCAUGUCAUCUACUAGGUCUUUCAUUUCUUCCUUGAGCAUAGAUGGAAGGGUAGCUAACUUGAAUGGUACUGGUGGGAGUUCUUUCCAUUCCCAGCACAAGAAGAAAUGUUAUGGUAAGGUAGAAGAAGAUGGGAGUGUCAAAUGUGGAACUAGUAGUUGUAGAUGCCAUUGCUCUAAAAAGAGGAAACAUAGAGUGAAGAGGUCAAUCAAGGUGCCUGCCAUCAGUAACAAGUUUGCAGACAUUCCUCCUGAUGAUUAUUCAUGGAGAAAAUACGGGCAGAAGCCGAUCAAGGGUUCGCCUCACCCUAGGGGUUAUUAUAAAUGUAGCACCAUGAGAUGUUGCCCUGCAAGGAAACAUGUGGAGAGGUGCUUGGAAGAGCCAUCCAUGCUUAUUGUUACCUAUGAAGGUGAGCAUAAUCACCCAAGAUUACCAUCCCAAUCUACAACAUAGGAAAUUGUGGUGUCAAGGCUUUUCAAUGUUCAGUUUCUUUUUCUUUGUUUGGCUAGGUUGGAUUUCUUAGCAUUUUUAGGGUUUUGAUGCUGGUGGCGUUAGAGCCUAGUGCUGGUGUAGAAUUGUAAGAAACAAGUGUUUGAUCUUUCAUGGCAAUCAAUGCUUGAAAAGGGUUGAUGAACUGAAUCUGUGUGUCGCUCAAGUUGUUGGGUAGUUUGGACUUAUAUAUGACUUAUAGGAGCUAUUGAGGGCUGGUGGGGCUGCAUUUAUCUCUUUGUCUGCAACGGGCCUUCAGUUGGAAUAU
Hibiscus syriacus is the source of this 1836-nucleotide messenger RNA. Its product is annotated as probable WRKY transcription factor 21. NCBI's taxonomy places the organism in Eukaryota, Viridiplantae, Streptophyta, Magnoliopsida, Malvales, Malvaceae. Gene Ontology annotation, molecular function: sequence-specific DNA binding; DNA-binding transcription factor activity. Gene Ontology annotation, biological process: regulation of DNA-templated transcription. The record is from RefSeq and is a predicted model, not a curated record. The transcript is spliced from 3 exons. The coding region runs from base 600 to 1532 and encodes 310 amino acids.